Messenger RNA from Brassica napus (rape), 5578 nucleotides. RefSeq names its product tol-Pal system protein TolA-like. NCBI's taxonomy places the organism in Eukaryota, Viridiplantae, Streptophyta, Magnoliopsida, Brassicales, Brassicaceae. The transcript has 5 exons. The record is from RefSeq and is a predicted model, not a curated record. Bases 3032 to 3874 code for a protein of 280 amino acids.
GUUUUUGUUUUCUUUUUGUGAGAAGAACCCACAAGUGAUAGAGUCAUUCGGCUUGUGGUUUCGUGACAAUGAUACCAUGGUGACCAAAGAAAGUGUUCAAAAGUACAUUGAAGAGGAGGCAUAGUACUUUAUGACAGGAGCUAUAGACGACAAACUCCUGGCCUUCCUCAAAGGUUUCCAUGAACUUAUCCCACAGAAGAAUGCCGCAAUCUUCAACGCCGAAGAGCUUAGGGAUGCUAUGAGUGGCAUGCCUACUAUUCACGUUGAGGCUUUGAAACAAACAGCAAUCUAUGUGAACUACGUAGGAGAUGAUGUUGUAAUUCAAUGGUUCUGGGAGGUGUUAGAGUCUUUCGAGCACAGUGACAAGGCUAAAUUUCUUGGCUUCGUCACUGGAACACAACGGGUCCCGUCAGACGGCUUGGAACUGACUAUCGUGAGAAGUGGGGCUACUAACCGUCUACCUGCUGGACAUACAUGUGCUAAACAACUAGACCUUCCAAGAUACUCUACAAAGGAGCAACUUAGGGAUAAGUUACUAAAAGCCAUUCAAGGGUGUGAUCGUUUUUGUUUUGGGUAGUGGGGUCUUUCUUUUAGAUAGACAAUCAUACUGAUUUGCUUGCUUUUUCAUUUUAUUAUAAAUUGUAGCCAUUGAUCGUUGCUAUAGAGGUGCAUGUGUGUGCCAAUGGAUUUGAACUUAUUUAUAGUCGUGUGUUAUUGAUCAGAUGUUCCCUGUGUCUUCCAUGAAAGCUACAAAAUAUCACAAAGUUUAACUAACACCAAGUUGAAUGGUUAUCAUCAGGAUGUCAAGUAAACAUGUUUUGACUGCUCUUGCAGAAACUGAAUAUCACAUUCAGACGGGAUCUAGACAGCCUCAGAUUCACACCAAGGGUCAACAAAAUAGGGUCCAUCGAGGAGAAGAACCAAAAGACCCAAGGCAACAACUACGAAUUAAACGCUCAGGUACUCCUGCCCGAAAAAAGAGAGCCGAGAUAUUCCUGCCCGAAACUGACCGGAUUUUGAAUUAAAUAUAUCUUUAUUUUAAUUCGAAAAUUUAGUAAAAGAUGAAGAAAGCAAGAGAAACUUAGAUAAUUACAACUCUACCAAGGACUAUCCGAACCCGGACCCAUUACCGACCCAAAAAAAUCGGAUACCCAGUUCCCGAAAAUUUUAAUUUCUUUUAAUUCCCGAAUACAUUUCCCCUCUCUGUCCUUAUUGGUUGAAAAGACGGUGAAAAGUAAGAAUAUUACUUAAAUGAACUAGUAAAAAUUAAUAAAGUUCACCGUCGAAUCUGUCUCUCAGAACUCAAUUUUGAAUUCUGAAAACCCUACUCACUCAAUUGCGAAUGAAUAUUGUGAAUCUCAAUCGAGAAUGAAAACCCAAAUCAUGUUGAAUCGACAUGAUCCGAAGGCAAAAGAAGACGGCUCGAUUAGUGUAGGAGGAGAGGACAUGUCUAUGGCUAUGGUUACAUUAUCCGGAGAAGCCAUCGACAAAUCUGUCGCCCCGGGAACCGACCAAAGUCCCCGAGAUGAGGAAUCAAGAGAAGUAGACGGAAGAGAAAAAGAGAAGGAAGCCGGAGACGAAGGAGAGAAUAAGGCCAAAGAAGGGGAUGAGGAAAUGGAGCCCCGAAAAAACGACGAAGAAGCUGAUGAAAGGGCGAUCCAAUUGGUACGACAUACUAAGUCGCAUGCAGAGUCGGUAAGUAUUCAAAUUGAAAACACUCCCUCUAGAAAGAUGAUUAGUGAAAGAUUAGUAAGUGUGGAAAACUAAGUGGAAUUUAGAGUUAGUGAAACCAAGAAAAACUUCAAGUGAGUGCUGGCUGAACUAAGUCCAACUUUGUGAAACUAUAUGUUGAUGGUUGUAAGAUGUAGUACGUGAUCCGGUUUUCACUUGAGUGCAGUUUGUUGAUGACGAAGAAGAAGGAAUGCGACCGCUGAAGUUGCACUUUCCUUCAAGCCAGUAUCAAAAGUCUAUAAAGCUUUCAGGAAAAUGUUACAUUGACAAUGCGAUAAGAAAUAUACAAACGAUCCUGAAAGAGAAGGAGGUGAAAUGGUUCAUAGAGCACCCACAAUUCCAACAUUUCUUCCAUAUUAAAAACCGAAAGCAGAAGUGGAUGGGAAUGUGGGUUCUCGUUUUGCGAUCAGCUUGUGUUGCGAAGAAGCAUGAGUUAUGGUUUGCUGUUAAUGGCGUCCCAAUCCGAUACUCUCUCAGAGAAUUAGAACUCAUUUCUGAACUAUACUGCCAUGAGUAUCCCCCCAACCAUGAGAGGUUGGGUGGUACAACAUUCAUGAACAAGUAUUUUGAAGGGAAAAGGGUAACAUACGCUGACCUGGAGAUGCAGAUGUUGGCAAUGAAAUCAAAGCCAUCUGAGGAUCGUAAGAAGAUGGCUGCUAUGUACUUCUUAGCCAGCAUCCUCGUCGGAGGCCGAAAGAGUGGUGAGGGAGCAUCACCUGUGGACAGUUUCUUCAUGACUGUUGUUGAUGACCUAGAUGCGUGUGAAACGUUCCCUUGGGGACGGUAUGCAUUCGAACAUAACUUGAAAGAUGUCUCUACCUUCUUGGAGAAAUGUGAUGGGGUUGCACCGACGAUUUGGGUUUUUACAAGCUUUCCUAUCCUUUUGGAGGUAUUCUUAAGCUCUCUUCUAAUUAGUUGUGUUAUUGUUUAAUUGAUGUUAAUGUCCUUUUGUUGUGUGUCCGUAGUUGUUGGCCUUUGAGGCAAUUCCAAGCUUGAGGAACCAUUUCCGAGAAAAUGUGAGUGGUGCACGCAGUGGUUGCCCGCGGAUGUGCAAGAUGCAGUACAAACGCAAAAGUGGAACCAGGGAAUUCAGUCUGAAUGCUGUGAAUGAUAAAAUUGGUAAUAGUACAAAGGUAAUUGAUGUUUUAUGUGUAGUCGAAUUAAGGAGAAGGGAUUUAUGAGACUUAUGAAAACUUGGUGAAACUAAGAUAAUUAAUGUUUUUUUGUGUUUUUGCCACAGGAUAUUGAGAGUAUCUUGGUAGCAACAGCAGCUGAGAAGAAACUUCUGGAAACCAUAUGGAUGGACAAGGAAAGUUGUUGGGCCGAUGACGACGAUGAUGCAGCAGUUGAUCGUUGGACGAAGAUAAAACGGAAAGGGAAGAAACAAGUUUUCUUUGAAGAACAGUUCGGCAUUGAUUUUGAGGCUCGUACAUCUCGUAAUGAAGGUCAGGCUCAUGCAGAAUCUGGUCAGGCUCAUGCAGAUUCGGUAGAGGCUACUGGAGCUACUCCUGAAUCUGCUUUUCAAGCGAUGGAAGGUCGGCUUAUGAAUGCAGUCCGAGAGGCUAUGAAGGAAAUGAACGAAAAAGUCACUUCAUUGUCGCAUAAGCUAGCUCUUUUAGAAGAGGAGGUGAAAAGUCUUAGGUUGAGUGACAAGCCGGCAGACCAAGAUGCCCCUCAGAAGCAGGCGGACCAAGAUGCCCCUCAAAAGCAGACUGACCAAGAUGAUAGUAGUGAGGAUGAUGAGUCGGGGGAAGACGAUGGUAGUGACAAUAAAGAGUCGGAAGAAGAGGAUGGUAGUGACAGUAAAGAUGGUGGUUUCAUCGAGGAUGUUACAAAUGAAAAUCAGGGGGGCGAUGGUGACAUGGAUGACACUGAUGCAGAGAUGUAUGCACAUGCAGCGGAGUUCGAGAGAAGUUUAGAGAUGAAAAAGAAGAGGCCAAGAGAGGAUGAUGGAAAUGAAGCAGUUCGUGCGAAAAGUAGGUUUAGUCCCGUUGGUACAAGAAGUAAGAAGGCAGCUGAGAAGACAGCAGCUGAGAAGGCACCAGGUAAGAAGGCACCAGGUAAGAAGACACCAGAUAAAAAGGCAGCAGGUAAGAAGGCAGCUGAGGAGGACGCAGCCCAGAAGAAGCAGAAGACGGAGUGAAUUUCGUAUGUUGUUGUUUUAAUGUGCUUGAAGACGGAGUGAAUUCUGUCUAACUUCAUAACUUAAGACUUAUGUUAUCUAUAACUUAUGGUAUUUAAGACUUAUGUUAUCUAUAACUUAGUCUAACUUCGUGAAGCAAACGUAAUUAGUAGAUCGUGAAUGAGAGAGAGUAGGGGAAACUUUAGUAAGUUUCACGCUCAACUUAGUUUUCACCCUCAACUUAGUCUAACUUCGUGAAUAUAACGUAAUUAGUAGAUCGUGAAUGAGAGAGUAGGGGAAACUUUAGUAAGUUUCACGUUCAACUUAGUCUAACUUCGUGAAUAUAACGUAAUUAGUAGAUCGUGAAUGAGAGAGUAGGGGAAACUUUAGUAAGUUUCACGUUCAACUUAGUCUAACUUCGUGAAUAUAACGUAAUUAGUAGAUCGUGAAUGAGAGAGUAGGGGAAACUUUAGUAAGUUUCACGUUCAACUUAGUCUAACUUCGUGAAUAUAACAUAAUUAGUAGAUCGUGAAUGAGAGAGUAGGGGAAACUUUAGUAAGAUUCACGUUCAACUUAGUCUAACUUCGUGAAUAUAACGUAUCGGGAAUGAGAGAGAGUAGGGAAAACUUUAAUAAGUUUCACUUUCAACUUAGCAAACAUAAUCUCAAGCAAACAUAAUUGAAUCUCAAACAUAAUCUCAAGCAAACAACAACAACAGAUAGUAGACAAAUGUCAUGGACCGGACACAUCUCAUGGAGUGGUAGGAUUCGGACGAGUAAGAUUGUACUUCAAUUCAGCUAUCUCUGCAGCCAUCGCAUCCACACGCUUUCUUAACAUUUCAACCUCUUCCUAGACUCCGAAGACCCAUGGUUGACGGAAAUGGAAGCCAUCAUUCUACACGUAAAACGGGGAAGUAUCAAAAUCUGCACAUAAAACCCGAAAGUAUCCAUAAAUUACCUCAAAAUUUAUGCAAGUGAAGUAUUUUCUCCCCGGUAGAGCAUCAAAAUCAGUUGGAUACUUCGGGUCCGGAGACACCUCGUUGAUUAUUGUUCCCCCACAAGGGCAUCUGGUAGGAAUCCCACACUGGGCAUCCUCCACGAAGCCAAGCAUGUCGAUGUCUCUCUUCGAAGAUUUACUAACUGGGAAUUUAUUUGGGUCCCGAGACACCUCGAUAGCGCCUAUUGCAUGUCUACAUGGGAAUUUAUCUAUAUCAAACUUCUUGCAACUGCAAGUAUGCUUCUGCAAAUCCACUAUAUAAGUCUUCCCGUCUUCUCCAAUAACACUGUAUUCAAGCUCAAAACUGUUCAGCAAAGUCACUGUAAGUUUUGAACCUUUCGGUACUCUGUCAUGCAUUUUGUUCUCCACAUAAGGAACCAAUUUCGAGACGACGGUCCUUCUGCUGCAUCCUUCCUAUGUCUGUUGAACCACUCAGCCAUUUUGUCAAUAACUGUAUCAAGCAUAGGCAAUAAAGCCAUCCUUCGCGCCUUUUCAAACAGCGCAUUCAAAGACUCCACACAAUUAGAGGUGUCUAUGUUGUACCUUGCACCGGGGAAAUGACACUUCGCCCACUUUUUUACAUCGACACUUUUAUCAAGAUACACAGUACACGAUGGAUACCUCUCCCUAAAUUCUUUAUACUGCUUAUCAAACUCAGUCUCUGAAUAAAGCGUCGCAACUUUUCUGAAUUGUAGUGCAACCUCGUCCCUGGACUGGGCGACACUACCU